AUGAAGAUUUCAAUCGCCUGCCUUGCCCUUCUCGGACUAAGCUGCGCAGAGCUAACUAUUGUUGGCAGAGCGCCCCAGAGUCCGCCGUAUAAGGAGACAUCGCCAAGCGAACAAAUUGCUGAUCAAACAGUAAAGGGCAUGAAGGGGUGGUUCGGCGGGCUUACGCCCCCGCCGGGAGGAUCCAAACCCCCUAUCAAGGGCAUGGUUGGGAGCGUGCCAAACUCUCCCAGGCCCGAGAGCAAGAGCGAGUCUCACAGGCUAAACAAGGAUGGGGGUAAUGUCCAGGGAAAUAUAAAGAAGCCUAACAACUCGUGGUCAAAGAACAAACUAUGCCGGAAGCGCGAUGGCCGAUGCAACUACAAGUCACGCAACAUACGGUUGAAGAGCGGGGCGCGGUCGGGGGGUGCGGUUGCUUUUAUGCAAUUAGCGCCGUAUGCAAGGAAUGCACUUGAAGAAGUCAAGCAGUGGGAUAAUCCCAUUGGUCGGGGUGUGAAGUGGUUCGAUGAUGCAAUGACAAACAUCCAGCAAGCAAUUGGAGGAGAGCAGGUCCCUGAGAUUUAUGGAAACGAGCUCAAGUUGAAAUUUAUCUGUUGGGUGAGAGGGGAGCAAAAGUACCCUAAUGAUGUAGACAAGGCGUGCGAACGUCAAAGAGACCAGAGUCAAGGAAAGCAGAGACCACCAGAGCCCGCGCCGGAGUGGCUUACGGGACUCAACCAGCUCCUGGAGGUUUGUUAUAAGCUUGAGACGGACUCUCCGGAGGAUGAAAACCUUCGCAUCAAACUGCAAGGAAGCUGUACCGAGCUCGAAUCAGAGGUACACAGGGUGGAACAUCCGGUAGUGAUAACAGAGGGGAUCCCAAAGAUUACAGAUGUAUCAGGGAAAUGCAAGUGCGAUGCCUACAAUUUGCCACCAAUUACCGACUCCUGCCACAACACAUGUCUAGCAUCCUAUGCCUUAGGCGGGUGGAGUCUCGAUCUAACCAAGGAAAAGAAAAAGGUUGCGGAAAAUCCGGUGGUGGUGGAAGAGAUCCCAGAGAAAAUAGAAAAGAUUCCUGAUGAGGACCUCGAGAAGGCAAACCCGCUUGCAGAAUUGAGCCUGAAGCAGAAGGACCAACUAGGGAGAUAUGGUGACGUGGUUGUUGAAGUGAAGAAUGAGACGUCUAAUGCUCAUACCUGCUACGAUAACUACCGGAGUAAUAGCGACAAGGCUAUUGCUAUUAGCAUUGAGGAUUGCGAUAAACAAUACUUCAAAGUCCAGUCCCUGCUCCGAAAGGCCCGCGAGAUAAGAGAAGAGCCUGACUUUCCUCCAGGCUUAUGGAUCUUCGAGUUACCGGACAUAAAGGAUGGUCGUACAAGCCUACAAGGCGAUGCGACAAAAGAGCUGCAGGAUAUUCUUCAAGGCUUAACCAAGGUCGCCGAUCAAGCAUCCAUCUUCCAAAAGCAGGCAGAGCGGCUGCUGUCUGAUAAAAGUGCCUCUGUUGAUUGA
Metarhizium robertsii ARSEF 23 is the source of this 1485-nucleotide messenger RNA. RefSeq lists its product as uncharacterized. NCBI's taxonomy places the organism in Eukaryota, Fungi, Ascomycota, Sordariomycetes, Hypocreales, Clavicipitaceae. The transcript has 2 exons. The coding region runs from base 1 to 1485 and encodes 494 amino acids. The record is from RefSeq and is a predicted model, not a curated record.